CCCUCCCACGGCGAGAGAGCGUCCACCCGACGCUCAGCAACUGGAGCAAGCACGGGCAACGAGUCGCAGUAAAACAGCAGUGCGGACUCGGAGACAGUACGGGGAAAACGCACAUCGAGCGGUGGAGAGUGGAGUGGAGUCGAAUGCAGCGCGAGUGAGUCCAAAACGACUCGUCUCGUAACACCGAAGCGACCGAGAGCGCCUACUGCCGCCUACUGCGCCUGCGCUGCCGCCGCGCAAGCCCAAGCGCAACGCAUCCGCCUCUGCCUCAUCCUCUCCUCCACUUGCUGGUCGCUGCCAUUGCCUGCGCCUCCACUCCACUUCUCGCGGCUCGAGAGGCUGACGGCGGGGCGCCUCGAAUUUCGCCCUCUCCGACGAGCGGAGGCGGAGGAGGGAGCCCAGGAAGAGGAUGCGAAAGCAGUGAAGAGAGGAGGAGAAGAGGGGGGAACGGAAAUCUCAGCUGCUGCGUCAGUCUCGCAGAUCUGCUCCGUUGAGCUGCUGUUUCACGGAAUCACCAUGGGUGGAAAUCAUCGCCAUGGGUGGUAGGAUUGGUUGGGUGUCGCCGAUCUUCUCGCUUCACGCCAACUAAUCGAGUGAAUUGUGGGAAGAAGAAGAAGAAGAAGAAGCCGAGUAGACGACGGCAAUGGCGUCGUGGGAGAACCUCGGGGAUGUGGCGACCGUCGUGCAGCUGACGGGGCUCGACGCGGUGCGGCUCAUCUCCAUGAUCGUGAAGGCGGCGUCGACGGCGCGGCUGCACAAGCGCAACUGCCGCCGGUUCGCGCAGCAUCUGAAGCUCAUCGGCGGCCUGCUGGAGCAGCUGCGGGUGUCGGAGCUCAAGAAGUACCCGGAGACGCGGGAGCCGCUGGAGCAGCUCGAGGACGCGCUCCGCCGCGCCUACCUGCUCGUCCACUCCUGCCAGGACCGCUCCUACCUCUACCUCCUCGCCAUGGGCUGGAACAUCGUGUACCAGUUCCGCAAGGCGCAGAACGAGAUCGACAACUACCUCCGCCUCGUCCCGCUCAUCACCCUCGUCGACAACGCCCGCGUCAGGGAGCGGAUGGAAUACAUUGAAAGGGAUCAAUGUGAAUAUUCUUUUGAUGAUGAAGACAAGGAGGUUCAAGAUGCUCUGUUAAACCCUGAUCCAAGUACAAAUCCUACGGUAGUGCUCAAGAAGACUCUGUCAUGCUCUUAUCCAAACUUGCCAUUUAACGAAGCGCUUCGAAAGGAAAGUGAGAAGCUCCAAGUAGAACUUCAAAGAUCACAAAGCAACAUGGAUAUGGGCCAAUGUGAGGUUAUUCAACACCUCCUAGGAGUGACUAAAACUGUGGCAAGUUCGAUUCCAGAGAAAUGUGCCACUCCUAAGGUUUCUGAAAAAGCUGACUCUAAUCACACAAAAGUCAGUGAAGAUAGUGCAAAAACAUAUCAUGAUGACUCUCCAAAGAAGCAAAAGGAUGCCUGCACUGCACCACGAAGUUCUCCGCCAUCUUCUUAUGGCCAUGAUCUGGUCUCAAGCAGAGGAUCAUACAGCGACGAGUGGCAUGCAGAUUUGCUUGGUUGCUGUUCAGAGCCAUCUUUGUGUUUGAGAACAUUCUUUUUCCCCUGUGGAACAUUCUCAAAGAUUGCUUCAAUUGCGAAGAACAGGCCCAUGUCAUCGUCGGAAGCAUGCAAUGAUAUUAUGGCAUAUUCCCUGAUAUUAUCCUGCUGUUGUUACACUUGCUGUGUGAGGAGAAAGCUUCGUCAAAAGCUAAAUAUUGCGGGAGGUUGCAUUGAUGAUUUCCUAUCACAUUUGAUGUGUUGUUGCUGUGCGCUUGUUCAAGAAUGGCGGGAAGUUGAGAUUCGUGGAGCUUAUGGAGAGAGGACUAAGAUUAGCCCACCCUCAUUUCAGUACAUGGAACACUAAGCAGCGAUGCAAGGCUUGAGCUUCUGUGAAGAUAAUGACCUAAAGGCUAGAGCAACCCGGUAUCGUACUACAAUAGUAAUGAUGACACAGCUACAACAUUGUUGUAUUUAUGCUUACCCUGCAUUGUUUGUGUUGGUACUCUGUUUAUAGUAACAUCAGUUGGUGUUGGGCACAGUAUGUUGUAUGUAGUACUUUGUAAGAAAAAACACAAGUUACAUGCCCUCGUUGUGCUCGUCUCUGUUGAA
Molecule: messenger RNA, 2145 nt
Organism: Oryza sativa Japonica Group (Japanese rice)
Lineage: Eukaryota; Viridiplantae; Streptophyta; Magnoliopsida; Poales; Poaceae
Product: cell number regulator 13
Biological process (GO): cell surface receptor signaling pathway
Source: RefSeq, a predicted model, not a curated record